AUGUCACUAUCACUUUCUGAUGCAAUUGGCAUAAGUUUAGAUCUUUUACGAGAGAAGAAAGAUUUUAUUGAUACCACUGAUGAAAUAAUAUCUCGUACAUCUGCUAGUCUCAGAGUUAAAAUAUUUGAAAUUGAUCAAGAAAAAGUGUCAGUAGCAUCACAAAAAACAGCUUUAAGUAACAAAAAAGUUCUCUUUCAGGGUGAAGUCAAGAAUCUUAUUUCAAGUCUUCUUCGUGCUCUCAUGGAUACAAAUAUUUCAACUUCAAGUAUUAAUUGCCAUAAUAAAUACUUUUGUAACCAAGAGUCACCUUAUUAUAAUCAACAAAUAUGUGAAUUGCUGUGUAAUAAUGCUGAAAAAUAUGAAAUGAACCUUUCUCGGAGAGCAUCAACUAGUCUUCCAAGAUAUUUAUUUCAAGGACUCGAGAAUCUUCAACUUAAUGAACUAGAUAUCAGCUAUAACAAGCUGACAACACUGCCAAAAGAUAUCUUCGAACCUCUUGAUGAUCUUCGUACGUUGCUAAUAGAGUCUAACGAACUAAAAUAUCUAGAACCGAGUAUUUUCUAUGAUUUAUUACAACUUCAGGUACUUAAUCUAAGCAAAAAUAAAUUGGUAACUUUAUCAAAAGAUAUAUUUAAUGGCCUACAAGAUCUUUGUGCCUUACGUUUAAAUUCAAACCAACUAAGUUACUUUGAGCCAGGUACUUUUGAUGAUUUAUUGAGCCUAAAUUAUCUUGAUAUCAGCGACAACAAUCUCACAAAUUUAUCGAGAGAUAUAUUUAGUAGUUUAAGAGAGCUUAGUUAUCUUGAUUUAUAUUCAAACAAACUACAAAAUCUCGAGUCAGGUUGUUUUAAUGGUUUAUCACAACUUGAGAAACUUAAUAUCGGCAACAACAGUUUGGCAACAUUAUCUGAAGGUGUAUUUAAUGGUCUUGAAAAUCUUCAGACACUAUAUUUAGAUUCAAACAAACUACACAAUUUUUCGGCAGGUUGUUUCAAUAGCUUGUCACGACUUUCUAAGCUUAAUUUAAGCAACAACAGUCUAGCAACAUUAUCCAAAGGUGUAUUCGAUGACCUUGAAAAUAUUCAGAACUUAAAUUUAAAAUCAAACACAUUAAGCAAUCUUGAGUCAGGUUGUUUCGAUGAUUUAUCACAACUUGAUAUGAGCAACAACAGUCUAACAACAUUGUCCAAAGGUGUACUCAAUGAUCUACAAAAGCGCCGUAUCCUAAAUUUAAAUUCAAAUGAACUGCAAAAUCUUGAGUCAGGUUGUUUUAAUAAUUUACUACGACUUCAUACACUUGAUAUUAGCGAAAACAAACUGACAACUUUAUCAAAAGAUAUAUUUAAUGAUCUACAAAAGCUCCGUAUCCUAAAUUUAAAUGCAAAUACUCUACAAAACCUUGAGUCUGGUUGUUUUAAUGGUUUAUCACAACUUCAAGAACUUGAUCUCAGCAGAAACAAACUGACAACUUUAUCGAAAGAUAUAUUUAAUGGUCUACAAAAACUCAGUUUCCUAUAUUUAAAUUCGAAUGAACUACAAAAGCUUGAGUUGGAUAUUUUUAAUCAUUUAUCACAACUUCAGGAACUUUAUCUCAGCAAAAACAAGCUGAUAACUUUAUCUAAAGAUAUAUUUAGUAGUUUACAAGAUCUCCUAUGUCAAAAAUGGAAAAGAGCCCUUGAUUAUUCUUGGAGUAAUGUCAAAAAACUUCAACUAACUCACUGGAAAUACAAUAAGCAUCCAAAUUGUUUGAUAAAAUAUCCAAAAAGAGAUAGAAAAUUAAGCUUUUUAAAAUCAUUACUUCAUAAAUGUGGUCGUUAUUUAACACAAUUAGACUUGACAGCUUAUGGUCAUAGUGACAUAGUGCGAGUUAUUAAUGAAUAUUGUCCAAACCUCGUGAAACUUCGAUUGAGAUUCAGCCCUGUUGAAGAUGAAUUUUUAGCACUUAAUGCAUUUUCACGUUUAUCUAAGCUUAAAGUAUUAGCAGUUAUAUUUCAAUGUGACUCUACACAGUUAUAUAUGCUUCAUUAUUUAAUCACUGCAUUGUUGGCCCUCGCUGAUACAUUGACUGAGCUGACUCUGUUCAAUUGGCAAGAUGAUCAGAUACCCAGCUAUAUAAAUCCUAAAAAUUAUACAUUCUAUAAAUUUACGAGGACCACCAAUUUUGUACUUUGUCGACUAAAGAAUCUGAAAAAAUUUGAAUUUGGUGGUAUAAUAAUGUACCCAGAGUUAGAAGAGUAUCUGAGAAAUAAUCACACAAUAGAAUGUUCUUACUAUGAUCGUUCCUUAAAAAAAAAUGUCAUUAAGCCAAAUGAGUUUGGGUCAGUUAUGAAUAUAACUACAUUGAGUUUGUCAAAAUACAAAGUUUCAGAUGAUAGUUUGUAUACUAUUGCCAAUACCAUGAAGCAAUUAACAAAGCUUAAGAUAAAUUGUGAAUGGAUAACUAACGAGGGUGUAGUAGCCAUUUCAAAGAUCAAUAAUUUAACACAUCUUUGUUUUUUCGGCGUUAAUGACAGCAUUGAUUCUUCAUCAAUUAAAUUGCUCAAAAACUUGAAUAAAUUAAUGUUACUACGCAGCAAUAAAGUUACUGAUGAUUUGGCCAUGAAAGUUCUCGAAAAUUCACCAAAUAUGGAGAUGCUUUUAGUUCCGAAUACAAGUGUAACUGUUGAAUUUAUAAAAAAAGCAGCAGAAAUAUCAAGAAAUCGAAAACAACGCUUGCUUUCAGCUGUUUCUUUCAAAAUUGAUAAAAAACGUAAAAAACAAUAUGAAUCGCCAUAUUUCGAAAUCAUUUGUUUAACAAAAUUAAUUAGAUAUAUAACAAAUUUUCGUAAUAACUGA
Molecule: messenger RNA, 2835 nt
Organism: Aphidius gifuensis
Lineage: Eukaryota; Metazoa; Arthropoda; Insecta; Hymenoptera; Braconidae
Product: slit homolog 3 protein-like
Exons: 5
Coding region: 1-2835 (944 amino acids)
Cellular component (GO): extracellular matrix
Molecular function (GO): protein binding
Source: RefSeq, a predicted model, not a curated record